Pseudocercospora fijiensis CIRAD86 is the source of this 861-nucleotide messenger RNA. RefSeq lists its product as uncharacterized. The coding region runs from base 1 to 861 and encodes 286 amino acids. Lineage: Eukaryota; Fungi; Ascomycota; Dothideomycetes; Mycosphaerellales; Mycosphaerellaceae. The record is from RefSeq and is a predicted model, not a curated record. The transcript has 18 exons.
AUGGCAUUGCUGGGAUGGACUCUAGUCUACAGGGAAACCGACCCGGAGACCAAAUUGCGAACCGUCUCUCGUCUCCCCUUUGAAUCUCGGCUACAGCCCGUGCGAGCAUCAUCUUGUGCUAUGAUAUCGUAUAUUAGGAACCAGUCCAAAAUUUGCAGGCACGCUACUUACUCCGUUUUCUACCAGAAUGAGGGAUAUCCCAGUCUAAUCCACACAUUCUGCCUUGUGUUCGGAGUUACAGUGUAUACAUCCAGUUUAACAAAGACAUUUAUUUCCAGUAUCAGUGGUCUUGCUGUUAGCCUGAAGAUGUUGAAAAAACAACACUUCACCCUAGAUACUUCUAUCCUUGAACUACUUCUCCUCGUAGUCCGCUCGACAUUCGUUGGGACCUCGUGUCUAACAGCACAGGGCGGAGUUGUUGGAAACAUCAGCUUAUCCAUCUUCUGUACCAAUCAAUAUGACGCCCUUUUCGUUACUGCAUUCUCAUCUCUAGGGCGCCGUCGGAUGAUCGACGAGGUCUUCAUUUUGACCUUCGAUAUACUCGACCAUGUCUUAUCCAGCAUGCCAUGCUCAUACCCUCUCCACUUCACGUACUCUUCUGCUGGUUCAGGCGUUCCUGACUAUUCCAUUCGCGAACUCGUCACUGGCUUCAUGUUCAGGAGCCAUACGCAUAACAACAGCGCUGCAGCGAACGUUGCGACACGUGAUUCUGCGGUCCAGAUAUAUGGCUAUUACUGGCAGGCGGUGAAAGCUCAGCGUCGCCGCGAUCGCGCAUGGACGCCCACUUCCGCGGGCAAGGUGUCUUCUUACAAAAGUCCGAGCAUGAAGAAUCAAACUGCGACCGAGUGCACCCGGAUCUAG